Messenger RNA from Brachypodium distachyon (stiff brome), 2006 nucleotides. RefSeq names its product serine/threonine-protein kinase STY17. Bases 250 to 1833 code for a protein of 527 amino acids. Gene Ontology annotation, biological process: protein phosphorylation. The record is from RefSeq and is a predicted model, not a curated record. NCBI's taxonomy places the organism in Eukaryota, Viridiplantae, Streptophyta, Magnoliopsida, Poales, Poaceae. The transcript has 14 exons. Gene Ontology annotation, molecular function: protein kinase activity; ATP binding.
GGCCGGAAGUGGCAAGAAUCAACUGCCGGGCGGCCUCGGGAAGCUCGUCACCUCGGCUAUGGCGCCGGAAACAACUAAAAAUCCUUCUUUUCUUCUUCUGCUUCGUCUCCACUCUUGUAAAUCCCAUCCGAUGGAAGCUAGGCGGGGCGGAGCUCGCUUGAGCUCCCCUCGCCGGCCAGCCUACAAAUACCCCAACCCAGCCCGGCCUGAAGAACUGUUCAAGGUUCGUUCUCGGUGCCCUCGCCGCGAAUGGCGGGUUAUUUGGCGGAGGAUUGGGGGGAGAGCUCUUCGCCGCCCAGGGCCGCCGGCGUCGAUGGCGACGGCCUGCGGCGCAGGAUAUACGAGCACCUGCUGCUGCUGGAGGCCAGCAACAGCAGGCAUGGGGAGUGUCCUCCGCCUGAUGCUUCCUCUUUCCGGGAGAUGCUCGACACCCAUUUCGACAGGCUGCCGCUCAGCUACCUCGUGGACUCGUCCAAGGCCGCCGGUGAAGACGUGCUCCUCCACCGGAGUAUCCUCCACCAGUGCGCUAGCACCGGCUACCCCGUCUUCAGCGCUCGCUUCCUCCAGUGCUUUACAAUUCAAACGGACUACGGCUACGAGGGGACCGAUACUGAGUCUGAUCUAUGCCAAAAGUUAUCGGAAGAUCUCACUUUAGAAAGCAAACAUGAUGCCGACGACAUGUGCACUACGUCUGCCUCGUCAAGGACUUCGGAACCUAACUUUCUUCAUGAAAUCAUCUUCUCCUCCGUCAACAGGCCCAAGCUCCUUAGCUGGCUAAUUACAUUGCUAUCUGACGUUGGACUGAAUAUUCAUGAAGCUCAUGUUUACUCCACAACCGAUGGCUUUUGUUUGGAUAUCUUUGUUGUUGAUGGGUGGAUGACAGAGGAGACAGAUGAGUUGAUCAGGAUGUUUAAUGAUGUGACAACACGAAAAUUUGGAUCACCUCAUAAAAUACGUGAGCUACAACAACAGGUUGGAGAUUCUGAAAUCGACUGGAGUAUGUUAACAAAGGGGGAAAGGAUUGCAUCUGGAACUUCUGCUGACUUAUAUAGAGGAACGUUUAGUGGUUGUGAUGUUGCUAUAAAGAUGCUCAAAUGUACUGAAGAUCUCAAUAAUCCUUCCGGAGUUGAGUUAUUGCAGGAAGCACUUAUUCUAAGGAUUGUCAAUCACGAAAACAUCAUUAAAUAUUAUGGGGCAUGCACAAACCAUCCAAAUUAUUGCAUUGUAACAGAAUACAUGCCUGAAGGGAACUUGUAUGAAUUUCUACACAAGCAAAAACAUCUUUUAGACCUCCGUGAGAUUCUAAGGAUUGCUAUCAGUAUCUCAAAAGGAAUGGAAUAUCUGCACCGGAAUAACAUAAUCCAUAGAGAUUUGAAGACUGCAAAUGUGCUCAAAGGCUACGGUCAAGCUCUGAAGAUUGAAGGCUUCAAUGUGGCUAUACUUGGUAGUCAGGAGGACCAAAUGACUGCUGAAACGGGAACAUACAGAUGGAUGGCGCCCGAGGUUAUUAAUCAUAAGCCUUAUGAUCACAAAGCGGACGUGUUCAGCUUUGCUAUUGUUCUGUGGGAAUUGGUAACCUUAAAGGUCCCAUAUGACAAGAUGACGCCCUUGCAAGCUGCAUUGGGAGUAAGGCAGGGAUUCCGCUUGGAGAUCCCACCAAGGGUUCACCCGGGGUUAUCGAAAUUGAUUCAACAAUGCUGGGAUGAAGAUCCCAACGCACGGCCCGUUUUUGGGGAGAUCAUCAUACAACUUGAGGACAUCUUACAACAAGUUCAGGUGCACAGGGGAGGCCAUCAACGAUUUAGAGCAAAAAAGAUGCAAAAGAUAUCAUAGUGGACAUCUUUUUUUUUUUCAUUUCAUCAUGUAAUGGUGUUUAAUAUCAUUGUUUAUAAUUAUUUUUCCAUUUAAAAUGUAUGUAUGCUAUGUAAUAGUGUUCAUAACCAUUUCGUUUGCGCAUGUAAUUGAUCAAGCGGGACAAAGCAUCAACGGGGUCAUUUUGGGAUGAA